AUGGAUGUCACAGGACUAUUUGGUGGCUCUUUCCAUCAUGAUGGUCCUUUCGAUGCAUGUACCCCGCAAAGAAAUAAGAAUAAUAAAGUAGCCCCUGUACUAGCUUUCCCAGCGGAUGGCCCAAACAACACUGUAGGCGGUAGCACAAGUAAGAAGUCCACAUUAGACGAGGUAUUUGGUAGAGAAACACUAGACGAUGAUCCCGAUACGCUGAAUAAAAUGCAGGAUAGAGCAUAUCUAUUCAAUAAGGCCAACUCCAGCACUUCAACUUUGGAUGCGAUUAAACCAAACUCAAAAAAUAUUACGCAAUUUGACUCCAAAAUGAAAACCGAACUUGUUCAUGGACCGACUACAAUGGGCUUAGGUUCAACGACGUUUUUGGAUGGGGCACCAGCAUCUUCCGCAGCCAUAAAGCAAGAUGUUAUUAACCACGCACAAGAAUCCCGUAGGAAAAAUAGCAUAUCAAGGAAAAAAUCUCUUCCCUCGAGAAGACAUCUACAGGUGAACAAUAACAAUUUAAAGCUUGUUAAAACACACAGCGGCCACUUGGAGCAAAAGGGCCUAAGCGGCAGUACUACAACUUCUGCUACAACCGCCUCCGAUCACGUAAGCGGCCACGUCGAUAUUGCCAAAAAGGAAAAUACUGGGAACAAGCUACUUAGAAGGGUGAAAAGCUUGAAAACUAAGAAGGGCUGA
Molecule: messenger RNA, 696 nt
Organism: Saccharomyces mikatae IFO 1815
Lineage: Eukaryota; Fungi; Ascomycota; Saccharomycetes; Saccharomycetales; Saccharomycetaceae
Gene: PAL2
Product: Pal2p
Exons: 1
Coding region: 1-696 (231 amino acids)
Cellular component (GO): cytoplasm
Source: RefSeq, a predicted model, not a curated record